This is a messenger RNA of Drosophila subpulchrella, 1565 nucleotides long. RefSeq lists its product as uncharacterized. NCBI's taxonomy places the organism in Eukaryota, Metazoa, Arthropoda, Insecta, Diptera, Drosophilidae. The transcript is spliced from 3 exons. The coding region runs from base 122 to 1417 and encodes 431 amino acids. The record is from RefSeq and is a predicted model, not a curated record.
CUGUGAAGACAACCAAAACAAAAAAAUACAAUACACAAUUGUAAUUAUACAACCCGAACGAAAAGCGACGCGAAGGAGGCGUGUCUAGAGAAGCGGAGGACGCGGAGGUGACCCCCAAACCAUGGCAAUGCUGACCCGCUUGACCAGCAGCGGCACCACCACGGUGGCAGGAGCCCCCGGAUCCCCCAAGGGUCUGCAGCGGUUCCAGAACUACAUUUCCGCCUUCUUGUGGCCGGGAACGCAGCGCCAGCGGAGAAAGUCCACGCAGCUCGAUGCCAUCGACUGCUUCACCAACGACUUGGUCACGAGGAAGACUCAGAAGUGGGAGGAGCUGCGCGACAGCCUGAUGAACAGGCCAACGCCCGGAAACCAGGAGACGGAUAGCAACAGCAAUGUGGCAACGGAGGGCAAGGUGGGCAGCACCUCCACUAGCUUCAGCCAGAACGUGGGCCUCAUGUCCAAGGGUAUGAUGAGCGAUCUAAAGGCUCUGCGCUCACCCCAACUGGGACUGGACAUAAGAUCCCUUUCGCAGGCGCAACUGGACAAUCUGCUGAUGGCCACGCUGGAAAUCAAAAACAAGUUGGACUUUCUCUACCUGAUCCGCCAGUGCAUCCGCUGCAACUUGCUGCCAUCCAACGAGGUGUUUGUGUCCUGCCUCAAGUAUCUGAGUGCCCAGCGCAAGCUGCAGCAGUUGGAGGCACUGGCGGACACAUGCCGGCAGCUGAAGCACCCCUUCUCACAGACCUACGCGGACCUGGCUCCCUUCCGGGCCAUCGCUCUGUGGAACAAUGGCAACGCGGACGUGGCCCUGAUGACCCUGCAUCGGGGCUAUGGGGUGAGCAUGACGUCGGAGGAGGGCAGGCGGAUGGCGCGAACAGCUUUUCGUACCAUUUCCGAGGAGACGCUGGCCCAGAAGAGUGAGGCUGUGCUGGUUUCGCUGCUCGAGGUGGCACGUGCCAUUCACAGCGAGCACAAGGACAUCUUUGUGGUGGCCUGUGUGUGGAAGCAAUGCUUCGUAAGCGACUGGUUCUGCGACCAGAAAUCAGCGGGCGAACUGUUCGAACAUUACAAGGAGCUGCAGGAACUGGUGGAGCGGAGAGCCAGUCCCCUAUGCUCUUCAUUCCUGGGUCGCAACAAUGUAGAUGCCGUGCAUCGUCUUAUCGAGGUUUUUCUGCAGCACCAGCAGCGUUCAGCCUGCUCCAGCUGCCUCAGCCUGCUCUUCAACUAUCAAUACAUGCGUAAGGAUCUGCGUGCCUGCGCCGAGAUUGUCAAAUCCUGCAGUGAGUUGGAGAUGCCGCUAAAUGAGCUGCAGAACGAACAGUUCCUCAGUCUGUUCCUCGACCAGAGCGAUCCUUUGGACUCUUCGGGCAUGGCCAGCAAGUACAAGGCGCCCAAGUCCUUCCAGUACAAGUUCUAGUUCCGAGUUGCGAACGUUAAGCCGUUGUCAUCGUAGUUUUAGCACAAGAAUGUGUUUGCACCAUUGAGCAAUAUUGCAAGCCAUCCCCCCAUUUAAGCCCCUCCCCAAGAAAACUAGCGCCUCUUUAAUAAAUGUUAUUUAAUGUCCA